This is a messenger RNA of Hymenoscyphus albidus, 902 nucleotides long. NCBI's taxonomy places the organism in Eukaryota, Fungi, Ascomycota, Leotiomycetes, Helotiales, Helotiaceae. The record is from the annotation of a GenBank genome assembly.
GUUCUGCUGCCUUCCAUUUUUAUGAGGGAUUUCUUUCUGAUGCUUGCAACCUGGCUUCCUCCUUUGACACAGAUAUUGCGUUGGUUGUCAAAUCUUCAGAUUGUGAGAGCUAUGUGAGCUUAGCAGGUUUUGGGAACAUAUUUGAAUUGCCACGAUUUCAGCUACGCGUUGUUUCAAAGACACACCUUAGAUAUGGGGCUAGACAUUCAACCCUUCGGAAUAGCGAUGGAUGCCAAUGGUUUUGGGCAAUGUGCCAUCAUCUUCAUUCUCAGCGUAAGAGACCCGACGCAUAUAUAAUUGACUCAAAACUAACGAAUAACUCCCAGUAUAUUUCUUGUUUAUGCAUGAGUGCAAUUUACAAUCUCUACUUCCAUCCGCUCGCCAAGUUCCCAGGCCCAAAAAUAUGGGCAAUCUCCAGAAUCCCCUUCAUUACCGAGAUGCUCGGUGGCAAUCUUCCCUUUCGCAUCAAGAGUCUCCAUGACGAAUAUGGCACUAUUGUUCGAGUGGCUGCCGACGAGCUGUCUUUCAUUGGCUCCGCGGCUUGGAAAGAUAUUUAUCUAAAGAAGGAAUUUGUGCGGCCAAAGAUUUGGGGCUCUCGUCCUCCUGGUGUGGAAGCUCAUAAUGUCAUCUCAGCGCCCGUGGCCGACCAUGCUCGGUUCCGGAAAGCUUUUCAAUCCGCAUUUUCCGAGAAAGCAACUAUUCAACACGAACCUACGGUCCAGAAAUAUGUGGAUGUGUUGAUCAAUAGACUGAAGGAAGCUACAAAGAAGAACGGCCAAUCGGCUGGCAGAAUUGAUUUGGUUCAGUGGAUCAAUUUCACGGUAUUUGAUGUGAUUGGAGACCUGGGAUGGGGAGCUUCUUUCGACUGUUUACAGGACCAAACCUAUCAUCCUUGGAUCUAG